AUGCCCGACAUAGACUCAGAGGACAAAGGCAAUGAGCUUGCGGCAGUUGAUUACGUAGCUGACAUCUUCAGCUACUACAAGAGGGUGGAACCACAAUUCCGUGUGUCACCCACAUACAUGUCGCGGCAGACGGAUAUCAACGAUAACAUGAGGGCCAUCCUCAUCGACUGGCUUGUGGAAGUGCACUACAAGUUCAGACUGAUGCCCGAGACUCUCUUCCUCACAACAAACAUCAUCGACCGCUUCCUGGAGUGCAAGCGCGUCUCACGGCGCAACCUGCAGCUUGUGGGCGUCACAGCCAUGCUGGUGGCAUCAAAGUAUGAGGAGAUCUGGGCGCCUGAGGUGAAGGACUUUGUGUACAUCAGCGACGAGGCCUACUCGCGCGAGCAGAUCCUGGAGAUGGAGAAGAUCAUGCUCAACACGCUGCGCUUCAACCUCACAGUCCCCACGCCCUUCAACUUCCUCUCGCGCUUCCUCAAGGCAGCCGGCGCCAGCAAGGACACCCUGGUGGUUGCGUAUUCCACAUACCUGAUCGAGUUGGCCAUGCUGGACUACAGCAUGCUCAAAUACUCCUACUCCAUGCUCGCUGCCGCCUCGGUCUUCACCGCAAACACGGCACUGGCGCGCAGCCCCGAGUUCCCGCACAGCCUCAAGCGCCACGCAGGCUUCACCGAAGAAGGCGUGCUGCCCUGCGCCAUCGCUCUGGGUGAACUGUUCCGAAGUGCGCCCUCAGCAACGCUGCGGACCAUCUACAAGAAGUACAGCCAUCAGCAGUACGCGCGCGUGUCCGUCAUGCCAGCCGUCGCGCCGGAAUCCGCCGUCCCUGCCUUCUGAGCUGCCUCCAUGCCCACACCCAAAUCUUUAGUUUGAGGCGGCAGCCAGCUGUGAACAGCAGGAGGCAGAUGAAUGAUGUUGGACUUCUUCAUCAUCUUUGACGGCUGGGCGGCUCCUGAGUAUAUGAUGGACUGAUGCAAACCUUGAUGAAACCUGUGCAGCAUUGAUCAUGAUCACUUAAACCUUUGUGGUGUGUUUUUGCCCUGAGCCUUCAUGAAAAGAGAAGAGUUGCUGCGCAAGGCUGGUGCAGAUUCAUACAUAUAGGCCUGCAGCAACCAAGAAUUUGAACUCCCCCGGAACCCAACAUUGGACUCAAAGUAUGAAAGGCAUCACUGAUGUGGCGCCAUAUUUCAUAGAUAUAGGAUAGGCUUACAUUUAUUGCUAUUGCAAUCAUAGAUGAUGUUUGAUCAUCAUUUGAUCUGCAAGCGCUAUAGCUAGUAAUACUAGAUGUGUAGAAGUGGCAGAUAUGCAAUAUGAUGCACCAUAGGUGGAGGUCGCAUCACUGUUGCAACACUUGUGAUGAGUGCGGAGCAGGUGCCAUGGUAUUGAACCUUCCUGCAUGUGCAUGUGGACCUUGUAAGUACAUACAACACU
Molecule: messenger RNA, 1428 nt
Organism: Coccomyxa subellipsoidea C-169
Lineage: Eukaryota; Viridiplantae; Chlorophyta; Trebouxiophyceae; Coccomyxaceae
Product: A/B/D/E cyclin
Exons: 6
Coding region: 1-834 (277 amino acids)
Biological process (GO): regulation of cyclin-dependent protein serine/threonine kinase activity; mitotic cell cycle phase transition
Cellular component (GO): centrosome; nucleus; cytoplasm
Molecular function (GO): cyclin-dependent protein serine/threonine kinase regulator activity
Source: RefSeq, a predicted model, not a curated record